GUUGCCAAGGGCAGUUAGUGACGGAGUGACGCCAGCACGGCACCAGGAGAGGUGAGGAGGCGGCUUUCACUCCGGGUCAAGAAGGCUGUGUAUAGAAUGAUGAGGUACCAUCACUGCAAGAUCCGUAUGCCUGAUGAGUAGCUAGGGUAAGGGAUGCCCUUUUCCUUUCAGCCUUCUCCCUCGAAGAGUGGUAGAUCCCUCAUAACCUAAUGCAGUACAUAACUUGAACUUCCGGUCAAGAUUGAUGCAUGUUUCUGAUCCUACGUUUAGGCAGGGAUGCUGAUUGUGCUUACUGCAGCCUGAAUUGAAAAGUGAUCAGAGAUGGGAUCAAAACAAAAGAAAGGUUUCCGAGAAUCAAUUGAUGACGUGCUGGAUGACCUUCUUGGAGAAGAUGAUGGAUCUCCCAAUAAACCAACCUUACCGACUACACGUUCAGGAAGCAACCUCAAAACAUCAGGCACCACACCAUCCAGAAGAAGCAAAAAGUCAUUGCUGGAUGAAGACUUUUUCAGUAAAUUGGCGCAGGAUGUUGACAAGGAUAAUGAGAUUAGUGAGUCAGAGAUUUCAGACGCUGAUCCUCAAGCUUUGUUAGAAACUAUGAAGGAUAUCGAUGAUAUGGACGCCGACCUCUUUGGAAAAAGGAAGAAGCUGCAUUCUGUUACGAGUCAACCUACUGGAAAGAUUGCUGGGACAGAAAGCUCCACAUUAGAAUCCUCCAGAACCACACAAAAACCAGCAGCAGCAAAGGAUGUGGCUGGUGAAGAUGAGAACUGUCACUCUGCCCCUCCAACCUCAAGGUGCCAAUACAAGAAGUUCGCAUUUGAUGAUAUAGAUGAUCCAUUGGCAGGAAUUCUAUCUGAUGAAGAAAAGGAAUCAAAGAAAGCAGUGGUGCCUGGACAGAAACCGAAGCUUUCAAGUGUUGAUCUGCAGACGUGCAAAAAAGAGGAGAAAGGCAUGGCCACUACAAAGAAGAAGGAUGAAUUGUUCUUUGAUGAUGAAGGAGAUGACCUUAUGGAUGCACUUGGGUUUGGCGACCGUCUGAAAACAUCAAAGGAAGGGAAGAAGGUGGAGGAAGAGAUACUGCGCCCUGCUCGCUCAAAGAUGGAUGAAUUACUGGGGAGAGGGACAGCUAAGAAGGUCCUCGAGCGCCCUACAACUGGUGAAAGAAAAGAAUUUAAACUAGAUCCAAAAUACAAAAAGACACAAGAAAAGGAAGACUUUUUGGAUGAUUUCACCUUUGGUUCCUACCAGCCCACUGUGGUCACAAUUCCAGAGGAUCGCCAGUCCAGACGCCAGUCAGUAAGAUUUAGCCCAGAGGGUGAUAGAAACUCCACUAUUGAUCAGAAACACACAGAGGCUACCCCGACACCGAUAACCCCAACUUUGGCACGUGGAACUAAGAAUGCUGCUGACUGGCUGGGGCUGAAAGAUGAUAUAAUACCUGAUCAAGAUAAUCAAAUACGAACCAAAGAUGAGCAGAAAGAGACCAUAUUCUGCAAAACGAAGUCUGAUUCAAAUCUUCCAGCCAGCCACAACCAGAGCAGGAGGCCUUACUCAGCAGACCACCCCUCGUCUACAUCAAAAGCGAUUGACAAGGCACUGGUCAGAUCUGCACCAUCCACAUCAAAAGCGGACUUGUCCGGUAUAGUAGAAGGUGAUUGGCUGAAGGAGGCACUGACUCGAAAGAAGUCUGAAGCUGCAGAAUCCCAUCCCCACGCGUUGGCUGAUGGAGUAGAUGCAGUGACAAGCUUACGCAAAAAGAAUGGAUCACCUGAUACAUGUGGGCAGCAUGCAGUCACCACGGUAAAGGAACCUGCUGCUGAGAAAAAUCCCGUGGAAUCUAGGGACACCGGCUCCCCAUUUCCAUGGGCGAACGCAAGCAAGCAGGCCCCUCCUCCACUUGUGACCCACACUUGGAAGGACUCUAACACUAUAGCUGCAAAGAUGGUUGCACCUCCACAAGUACAGGAUGAUCGACUGUCUGCUUUAGAGGUGUCUCUCUCCACUGAUCAGCUGCAGAAGUUACUUCAGUUCCAGCUGCUUCAGUCAGUAUCUGGGGGGCGAGAUUUGGCCAUGGAUCUGCCGAAUGCCGUGGAGCUAGAGAACAGGCUAACAGCUGUGCAGAAACGGCUAAAGAGCACAGAGGCUGAACAACAGACAGUCCUUCAGACUACCGAGGUCAAAAUCAUCGAGCUGGAGAGUAAGGUGCGAAAGCUGGAACUGGAGCGAGAGCAGCAAAGAAUCCUACUGGACAGCCUUCAGCAGCAACACAACAAUGAUCUUGAGCUAAUAGAAAAUGCACACAGGAACCGCUUGAAGGUAAUCGAGGAAUCGUACCAGCAGCGGGAGGCUCGACUCCAAGAAGAGAACCGGGAUCUCUCGGAGCAGCAUGUGGCCCGACAACAGAGCUUAGAUCAAGAGAGAUCAGAGCUGAUUGCACGAUACCAGCGCAAGCUCACAGAUUUUGAGGAAGAGAAAGCCAAGGAAAAGGAGCGACUCAGAGAACUACAACGGCAGUCAAUCCUGGAUAUGCGAAAAGAACACGAAGAGCAGCUGCAGCAUGUGAAACAACUGAAGGAGCAGGAGAUUGAUGCAGCGACCAGUGCAUCCUCACAUACAAGGUCACUCAAUAAUAUCAUUGAACAGAUGGGGGCCUUCUCUGCAAAGUUGAACGAUCUAUCCUAUAAGGUGGAAAGCACUCAUCAAAGCACGUCCCAUGAGUUGGAGAUCAAUGCAAGGCAACGAGAUGAGCAGCAGCGAGCACAGCAGGACAGACUGAUGCGUCAGCAGAGAGACCUGGAGGAGGAGAGAGCACGCCUGCAGGAUGUUAUAACCAAGAUGGAAAUCAGGCUGAAUGAACAGACUCGACUUCUUGAGAAGGAACGCUGGAGGGCAACCGCGGAACAAACCAAAGUGGAGUCAAUGCAGCGAUCCCUCGAGGAGGAGCGCAGAAUCAUGAACCAGCACUUCAGCAUUGAGAGGGAGGAGCUGGAGAGGGCAAAGAGUGCUUUGUUGGAAGAGCAACAGUCGGUGAUGCAGCGUUGUGCGGAAGAACGUCGGAGACUGGCGAUUGAGUGGGCGGAAUUUCACACACAACAGAAACUGAACAAUGAGCGGAUAGAACGAGGUGCCAACCGUUCCCUCCAACUCAAUGCACAGCAGGAAGGAACAGUCUUCAGCUUGGCAAAAGAACAAGCGGAACUGAAGGUGAAAGCCGCUGAACUGAAAUCCAAAGAGGAACAGUUAGCUCAAGAGCAAGAGAGCCUAAAUCAAAAGCAUCAUGAACUGCAAUUGGAAAAGGAGAGAGUUAAUGCCAUGGCAAUCCGCAUCAAGCAGAGGGCUGAAGAAGUUGAGGGCAUGAGUAAGCUUGCCUCUCAGAAAUAUGAGGAAGGUGAACAAAAAUUCAUGGAGGCUAAACGGGUGGAGUCUGAGCACCAGACACGACUGCACGCUAUCCAAAAAAAAAUGGAGAGACUGCAGCAGCAAGAGCAGCAGCUACACCAGGAACGUCUGAGUCUAGCCCAGCAACGACAUCAUCUGAACAAAUUUGCAGUGGAAAUGCCCAUCAACACAGUAACACCACAUAUCAGGAAUCAACCAGUAUCCUUUGCAACUCAUUCAUAUUUUCCUCCUGUGCUUAGUAAUGCUCGGCGUGGACUACCUAGGAAUCCUAGGUUGGAUAGCAAUAUUGAGACAACUAUGCCUUCAGAAUUGGAAGCCAAACUUGCAAUUUUCAGACAUGCUGCUAAAAAGGACCGUGACUUUCUUGAAGAUGAGCAGUUCUUCCUGGAAACACUGAAGAAAGCUCCGUAUAAUGCAACUUCCCAAACAGUAUAAAACCACAAGUGACAGCUUCGUUGAGGAAUUUUAAAAUUUCUAUAUAAAUACCUUUGUGUGAGAUUGAUAAAAGUAGCGAUUGUAUUUUUUAAAAAAAAAGCUAUAUAUAUAUAUAUUACUUUUACAUUUAUAAUAACUUUUGUAAGAAGCACAGACAGCUACAUAAGUAAAUAAUUUUAUAAAUGAA
This is a messenger RNA of Carcharodon carcharias (great white shark), 4024 nucleotides long. RefSeq names its product fas-binding factor 1 homolog. The record is from RefSeq and is a predicted model, not a curated record. Bases 322 to 3837 code for a protein of 1171 amino acids. The transcript has 32 exons. NCBI's taxonomy places the organism in Eukaryota, Metazoa, Chordata, Chondrichthyes, Lamniformes, Lamnidae. Gene Ontology annotation, biological process: establishment of epithelial cell polarity; cilium assembly. Gene Ontology annotation, cellular component: centriole; ciliary basal body; ciliary transition fiber.